Molecule: messenger RNA, 1132 nt
Organism: Corvus hawaiiensis (hawaiian crow)
Lineage: Eukaryota; Metazoa; Chordata; Aves; Passeriformes; Corvidae
Exons: 5
Coding region: 11-742 (243 amino acids)
Source: RefSeq, a predicted model, not a curated record
GAAGGGGAACAUGGCGGCGCGCCCCGGCGGGCUUGCGGGCCCUUCAGCCGCCGUCGGGUUCCCUCAUCGCCCCGCAGCGCGGGGAGCCCCUGGGAAGAGGCCACACGCAGGGUUCUGGCUGGGUGUGGCCGUCGUGGUGGUGCUGGGCGGCCGCUUGUGCCACCCAGCGGCCUCAGGAACGGCUCAGUCCGGCGGUGAUGAGGGGUCGGUGCCCCCCUCAGUGCCACGGGAAGGGUUUCAGGAGUUUGUAAUGAGGUGGGUGGAGAUCAAGCUCUUCUCCCUGGAAUCAAGUGACAGAAGGAGAGGAAACAGCCUCAAGCUGCGCCAGGGGAAGCUCAAGUUGAAAUUAGGAAGAAUGGAAGGGGUUGUCAAGCAUUGGAAGGGGCUGUCCAGGGAAAUGGUGGAGCCCCCAUCCAUGGAGGUGUUCAGAAAAUGUGUGGAUGUGGCACCUGGGGACAUGGUUCAUGACUGUCACCUUGAAGGGAAGGCAACAAAACCUCUAAAAAGCUCUAAUAUUCCAGCUCCAUACAUUGAAAAUGGAAAUAAUUCCACAGUGCCCCUCCUUUGCAGUGUCCACAUCACAGGAGUGAGGAGUUACAAAAGACAGAGCACUGCCAGGCCACGGAGGUCAUUUGAUGUUAUCAAGGAGCUGGUAAAGGAUGGAUUUGAAACAGCUCCAUGUCGUGGCAAAAUCCUGGAGUCAUCCCCAUGGAAAGGCCUCGUUCCUCCAAGGACAUGGUGACACAAAGAAUUACUUGGCAAAGCUGAUGGUGCACGGGGGACCAGACUCCAAGAUGAAACCAAGCCUUGCUGAAAUAUGAAAGCACAGAUUGCACCCUGGCUGAAUGUGGGCAGGAGCUGGAUGAAUAAAGAGGAGCGUCAGGACUUCACUCACAGCAACAGUUCAUCUAAACCUAUUUCCAGUGCUUGCUGUAAUAGAAAAAAAAUCACCUUUGUCAUGCAGUGAAAGGCAAGACAAAAGCCAAGUCUAAGGAAAACUAUUUUAAAACCCAUGCCCCCCCCAAAACCCACCCUGGUGCUGGACUUCUGAAACAGGUUCCAAAGAGCAACUCUAAAAGUGCAGGAUAAGGUCAGGAUGUCAAUAAAUGAUGCUUGUUCUCCAUCAGAGAGA